This is a messenger RNA of Zychaea mexicana, 1529 nucleotides long. Its product is annotated as eukaryotic peptide chain release factor subunit 1. Gene Ontology annotation, biological process: cytoplasmic translational termination. The transcript has 5 exons. The coding region runs from base 74 to 1393 and encodes 439 amino acids. Gene Ontology annotation, molecular function: sequence-specific mRNA binding; translation release factor activity, codon specific. NCBI's taxonomy places the organism in Eukaryota, Fungi, Mucoromycota, Mucoromycetes, Mucorales, Lichtheimiaceae. Gene Ontology annotation, cellular component: cytosol; translation release factor complex. The record is from RefSeq and is a predicted model, not a curated record.
GAAAGUCCACUAACGACUUUUUUGUUCUUUGCCCAUCAAUUAAACCAAACAUCUGCACACAUAUCCGCUCAUCAUGUCCGCAAGUGCAGAAGGCCAAACUGACCACAAUGUCGAAAUGUGGAAGAUGAAGAAGCUCAUCAAGAGCUUGGAAGCAGCACGAGGCAACGGCACUUCAAUGAUUUCCCUUAUUAUUCCCCCAAAGGAUCAGAUUUCCCGUGUUGGCAAAAUGUUAGCAGACGAAUACGGCACAGCAUCCAACAUUAAAUCUCGCGUUAACCGUCUCUCUGUCUUAUCCGCCAUUACAUCCACCCAGCAAAGAUUGAAGUUGUACAACAAAGUGCCACCAAAUGGUUUGGUCGUAUACUGCGGUACCAUUGUAACUGACGAAGGCAAGGAAAAGAAGGUCAACAUUGACUUUGAGCCACACAAGCCCAUCAACACCAGUUUGUAUCUUUGCGACAACAAGUUCCACACCGAAGCUCUGUCCGAAUUGCUUGAAGACGACGCCAAGUUUGGUUUCAUCAUUAUGGAUGGUAACGGUUCGCUGUUUGGUACCUUGUCCGGUAACACUCGUGACGUGAUUCACAAACUGCAAGUCGAUUUGCCCAAGAAGCACGGUCGUGGUGGUCAGUCCGCUCUCCGUUUCUCGCGUUUGCGUGAGGAAAAGCGUCACAACUACGUUCGCAAGAUCGCAGAAUUGGCCGUCUCAUUCUUCAUCACUGCUGACAAGGUUAACGUUGCUGGCCUUGUGCUGGCCGGUUCUGCUGAUUUCAAGAACGAAUUGUCACAAUCCGAUAUGUUUGAUCCUCGUUUGCAGGCAAAGAUUGUCAAGGUUGUUGACGUUUCGUACGGUGGUGAGAACGGUUUUAACCAGGCUAUCGAAUUAUCCGCCGAGUCGCUUUCCAACGUCAAGUUUGUGCAAGAAAAGAAACUCAUUCAGUCCUACUUUGACGAAAUUUCCCAAGAUAGCGGCAAAUACUGCUUUGGUGUCGAUGAUACGCUCAAGGCUUUGGAAUUGGGUGCUGUGGAGAACUUAAUUGUCUGGGAAAACUUGGAAAUGAACAGAUAUGUGCUUCGCAAUGCAGCUGGUCAGGAGAUCAUCUAUCAUCCUACCAAGCAGGAGGAGAAGGAUCGAUUGUUCAUUAAGGACACCUGCGAAGAGGCAGCACCAAAUUCGGAAAUGGAAGUUGUCGAUGUCAAGCCCCUUCUCGAAUGGUUCGCUGAAAGCUACAAGGAUUUCGGUACCAACCUCGAAUUUGUUACCAACCGUUCGCAGGAAGGUGCUCAGUUUGUCAAAGGCUUUGGUGGUAUUGGCGGUAUUCUCAGAUACCGUGUCAACUUUGAACAACUCAAUUAUGACUCUGAUGAAUUCUUCUCUGAUGACGACUUUUAGAUAAACCAUCAUUUGUAAAUGAUAUAAUCGCUACUGGUGCGAUGCAUUCGUCCAACACCUCCCUUUACGUCUCCUCAAACCCGCCUUCUCUCAUCUCUUCUCUGUAUACUUUCGCAAUAAAUUCUUAUUAACUAGC